This is a messenger RNA of Sporisorium graminicola, 2526 nucleotides long. RefSeq lists its product as uncharacterized. The transcript has a single exon. Gene Ontology annotation, biological process: protein phosphorylation; intracellular signal transduction. Gene Ontology annotation, molecular function: protein serine/threonine kinase activity; ATP binding. NCBI's taxonomy places the organism in Eukaryota, Fungi, Basidiomycota, Ustilaginomycetes, Ustilaginales, Ustilaginaceae. The coding region runs from base 1 to 2526 and encodes 841 amino acids. Gene Ontology annotation, cellular component: cytoplasm. The record is from RefSeq and is a predicted model, not a curated record.
AUGUCUGGCAGAGAGGCUUCUAGCGCCUCGAGGCGCCAGCCGUCCGAUCAUCGAGAUGAACGUAGAGCUUCCGGAGUAGGCUCGUCCUCCCGCUCUUCGAGUCGACAUGCCUCCCGUCCCGGCUCGGUGCAUCGCGGUAAAGAAUCCACCAAGCAGCCCGUUCGCAUCGGGCAGUACAUCUUGCAACAGACCCUGGGUGCUGGCUCUUUUGGCAAAGUCAAGCUGGCAACGCACGCUCUUACAGGUCACCGCGUUGCCAUGAAGAUCAUCAACCGUCGCAAGAUCUCGAGCCUCGACAUGGGUGGGCGAGUCAAGCGUGAGAUCCAAUACCUCAAGCUGCUGCGCCAUCCGCACAUUAUCAAGCUGUACGAGGUCAUCACCACGCCCACUGACAUUAUCAUGGUGAUCGAAUAUGCUGGCGGCGAGCUGUUCCAGUAUAUUGUCGACCGCGGCCGCAUGCCUGAACAGGAAGCGAGGCGUUUCUUUCAGCAGGUCAUUUGUGCCAUGGAAUAUUGCCAUCGACACAAGAUUGUGCAUCGCGACCUCAAGCCAGAGAAUCUGCUGCUCGACGAGUACCUCAACGUCAAGAUUGGCGACUUUGGCCUGUCCAACAUCAUGACCGACGGCGACUUCCUCAAGACAAGCUGCGGCAGUCCCAACUAUGCUGCGCCCGAGGUCAUCUCGGGCAGAUUGUAUGCUGGACCCGAGAUCGACAUCUGGUCGUGUGGUGUGAUUCUGUACGUCAUGCUGUGCGGCAGGCUGCCGUUUGACGACGAAUACAUUCCGACGCUGUUCAAAAAGAUCAACAACGGCAUCUAUACACUUCCCAGCUACCUUUCGCAAGAGGCGAGGCAUUUGCUCAGCCAAAUGCUCAUCGUCGAUCCAGUCAAGCGAAUCACGAUUCAAGAAAUCAGGCAGCAUCCGUGGUUCAACGUCGAUCUGCCGGCGUAUCUCCGACCUCUACCUCCCACACCAGCAGCAGAGAACCGAGGCUUUAACUUUGGCAUGACGGCUUCGCCUGCCGACACGGGCUCACCUGCGGAUGUCACGUCGCCAGCCACCUCGAGCUCGGCAGCCAACAGUGGUGCGUCUUCGCAGACCUCGGCACCCUCCAGUCGACCAGGCAGUCAGCCGAUUGUGACGGGCGAUCUCGGCGUGAUCGAGGAUGAGCUUGUGGACGAGCUGGUGGGCAAGAUGGCUGGGUUCAACCGGGAUGAGUUGAUGCACCAUCUCACCGAGCCCGGUGACAAUCAGGUCAAGGUUGCGUAUCAGCUGGUUCGUGAUCAUCGACGUAUGCUGCAGAUCCAUCAUAUGGAGGACGCGCACGGCAUGGAGACGUUCCUGGCACAGAGUCCGCCUGCGUGGAACGAAGGGCUGGAAGGGUUCAUGGGUCGUUCGACGAGCAUCAAGCGCAAGAACCGCAUCAAGGACGUUGUUGCAGCGGCGCCGGUCAACAAGGAGCCAGUGCCGCCUUUACCAGCGUCAGCACAAUCGCAUGCACAAUCACAAGCAGCGUGCGAGGACGAGGGCGACUCUUUCAUGACGGACGCUGCAGAUCCGGAACCUUCGGAUGAUGGUAACGACACUCUAGCGAGCGACGAAGAUGAAGUGCUGACGGACGAGGAUGGCCACCUGACGGAUGUGGAAGACACGUCGGGCGAGCGGAUUGUGCGGAUUGCGGUGCUCGAGACGUCGCUUCCAGGAUAUUUAAGAACCAGAGAGGCGGAGAGGCUGGCGACGCCCUCGGCGGAAAAAACGUCUUGGCCGUCGUGUACGCCCAUCUCAUCUCCUGGUGUUUCCGGUGCCCCGACGCCGGCGCUUGCACCGCCAGUGACGGCGCAGAUGCAUAAGAAGCCGCGCUCGCGAUGGCACUUUGGCAUUCGAUCACGCAGCCCGCCGAUGGAAAUCAUGCUCGAGCUCUACCGCACGCUGCAGUCGUUAGGGAUGGAGUGGAGGGCCAAGCCAGUCGGCAGGCCGGCCAAGGGGUCAAAGGCGACGGCGGAGGGCGAGGCGGGAGACGAAGCAUCAGGAGGGGAAGAAGGCAAGGAGAAAGGAGAGAACGCUGGCGGGAGUGGCUCUGCUGGCAGCAAGAGCGAGGAGCUGUUCUUCUUGGAGACCCGGUGGAAGGUGGGCCAUGUGCUGGUGCGCAUGGAUCUGCAAUUGUACCAUGUGGAUGCGACCAACUACUUGGUCGACUUCCGCAACGUCGGGUACAGUAAGAUGGAGCCCAGUGGCAGCGGCGCUAGCUCUGACUCUGGCUCGGUGGAUGGAGAUGCGGGGGACAAGGCAGGCGAAGGAGCGGACGUGGAAGUUAGCAAGCUAGAGGCGGCGUUUGACAAGGCGAUGAGCGAGACGCAGCAAGCGAUGCAGCACGGAUUCCAUGGUGGUCAGCACAGGUUUGAUGGCACGAGGAUCAAGCCCAGCUUGGCUCCAGCUGUACCGGCGGGGAGGAAAGAGGUCAACAGUCCGUUUUUGUUCUUGGAAUGUGCGACGCGCUUGAUUGUCGAGCUUGCUGGUGGGGCCUAG